This is a messenger RNA of Sorex araneus (European shrew), 3723 nucleotides long. RefSeq names its product galectin like (gene LGALSL). Gene Ontology annotation, molecular function: carbohydrate binding. The coding region runs from base 119 to 637 and encodes 172 amino acids. The transcript has 5 exons. Lineage: Eukaryota; Metazoa; Chordata; Mammalia; Eulipotyphla; Soricidae. The record is from RefSeq and is a predicted model, not a curated record.
GUGUGCGCGCGCCGGAGCCAGCCUCGGACCCGCGCCCCCGCGCGGCGCAGGACCGCCCGGGAUCCCCGCCCGCGCGCCGCGUCCCCCGCCCGCCGCCGCCGCCGGGCCGCGCUGGAAGAUGGCGGGAUCGGUGGCCGAGGGGGAUGCUGUGGUGAAACUAGAUGAUGGGCAUUUAAACAACUCCUUGGGCUCUCCAGAUCAAGCCGACGUGUACUUCCCACGACUGAUAGUUCCAUUUUGUGGGCACAUUAAAGGCGGCAUGAGACCGGGCAAGAAGGUGUUAGUGAUGGGCAUCGUAGACCUCAACCCUGAAAGCUUUGCUAUCAGCUUGACCUGUGGUGACUCUGAAGAUCCUCCUGCUGAUGUGGCCAUUGAACUCAAAGCUGUGUUCACAGACAGGCAGCUUCUCAGAAAUUCGUGUAUAUCUGGGGAGAGGGGUGAAGAACAGUCAGCAAUCCCCUAUUUUCCAUUCAUCCCAGACCAGCCGUUCAGAGUGGAAAUUCUCUGUGAACACCCACGUUUCAGAGUGUUUGUGGAUGGACAUCAACUUUUUGAUUUUUACCAUCGCAUUCAAACAUUGUCUGCAAUCAACACCAUAAAAAUAAAUGGGGACCUCCAGAUCACUAAGCUUGGCUGAUGUUGUUUAAACCACCUAUAUUUCAAAUAGAUAAAGGUGCCACAACUAUCUAUCAGUCUGGGAAAAGAUCCAAGCAAGACCUGGAGACUUAGAAAACAAAAUCAAAGGGCAAACCUCACUCUCUUCUUUCUGUGUAGUUUAAACCCAAAGUGACAGAUUUCAACCAUGGUUUGCCCUUAAGAAGAAAACUGUUGGAGCAAAAUCACCGAGCCAUUAUUCCCAGAACAAAUACACUUAUGCUGGAUUUUAUUGAGACUAACCUGAAAUGGAUUUGUGAUGAUUUGUGAUUUGAGAGCAAGUUACUCAUCUUUUCAAAGCAAGAUUAUCUUUAGAAACUAAAGUAUUAAAGACUUAAAACGGUACACCGAAAUCAAUUCAUUUCUGCACUGAAGAUGAAUUGUGUAGCACAACCAACAUUUUAGUCAGGGUAUUUACAUUAGAAUGUAGGUUGUUCAAGGUGUGAUUGGUUUUUUUUUUGUGGGUUUUUUUUUUUUCACAGCAUAAUGUUAAUGGAGAUUUUUAAAGCUUUCUUGUAGUUAUUUAUUUAUACUCAACUUAUGUAUAAGAAAAUGAUAAAUGUCUCAAGAACAGCAAGUUACAAACUUUUGAAUGUACAAAUAUCCUAAAUCUAAGGGGGGAAAUUGUUACAAUCAUGAAUCAGAUAAUUUCUACCUUAAAGAAUUGAAUUGUAUUCUACAUGCCCCUUAAAUUAGGAUCUCUUGAUAUAAAUUGCUGUAAGUGCUUUUGGGGAAAUUGCAACAUUUUGAUAAAACUGCUUUACAAGUUAUUGAAGAUUACACAAAAUUCUAUUUGUAUCGCCUUUUUCCUUACUGUGAAUUAACGCAGUACUGGCUUCCUUAAAACUAGUUAAAUACUUUCCCCUAUAUUUACAUCAUAAUUUUUAAGUUGUUAAGCCUAGUUAGAAAGAGGUGAUUGCAUAGACAAUUUUAAAUGACUAUUACAUAAACUAAAAAGCGUAGUAUGAAGAUAAUUCUGGAAUGCAAUAUAAAGCAGAAGCAAGUGGCCCCAAAUAACUUACUUGGAAAUAAUUUAUAUCAACUUAAGCUGUUAGCUCAUUGUAUAACUUUUAUUAUGUGACCCUCACCAAUAUCCCUGUGUUAAUGCCUUUUGAGCUUUAGAGUAGAAGAUGCUUCCUACUGAGUUGGCAUUGCUGAGAUAUUAGGAUAGACAGGAUUCAGAUUAGAAAAUGAUCCAGUUAGUUUAUCUGGAAGGUUAAAUCCCAGGACUCUAGGUCUUUGAGUCCAGCCAGCCAAUGGUGUGAAGACUUCCACCUGGGCUUGUGGGAGUUUCCCAGCACUACCUCCAGGAGCAGCCCAGAGUGCCAGCCCAAGGCGAGGAAGGUUGGCCUUCUGAGAACUGGACUUCGCAAACUGCAUUGGCCCUGGAGAGACCCUUGGCACUGCUUUGGUCAGGUAGUGGGGGGACGGGGUGCUGGGGUGGGGGUGUAUUUAUAUAUUAUUUAGGUUCUGUUUGUAUAGCAUACUGCGUCUUGUUAUGACAUGUCCUUGUCUUGCUUUGCAUUUGAGUUUUGUUUUUACACAACAUGCAGAGGCACUGAAGUGGCCAUGUCCUCUCUACGUGCUGAGAAUGUAGACAGUGUUUCGGUACCAAAGUCUAAGAAAAAGCAAAUUAAAGUUGUGAAUUUUUUUAUGGGUAAUAUAUUUAGGUUCUUCUCAACUUCGAAGCUGUCGUGCAGUUCCAUUGUGUUAUAUACGAAGGUACAUUAUCAAAUAAGACUGGCUGGGCAUUAAAAUGCUUGACCUACCAGCUGAUGUAAUGGGCUGUAUUCAGCCACGAGGCUGGUUCAGGGCCCAGGUAUUUUCAAACUUGUGAUUAACAGCUUGUGAUUUGUAAAGCUGCUCUAUGUGAGAAAGAGUAGAGAAUCUAAGAGGGCGCCUUGGAAAUAAUAGGGGUUUGAUCCUUCUUAAGGUAGCAGAUCACAACUGAAGGUGUCCUUUCGGUAGCCCUCCAUUCCCACUCCUGCAUAAUUCAGCAGAAACUAGAGAGGUGGAGAGUGUACUAAUUGGAAUUGACACUCUCCUGAUCAGCUAGCUGGUUAGCAGCCAAGCUCUUAGGCGGCUUAGUGUAAAGAUACAGUUAACCCUUUCUCUCUGAGGUCAGUGGAACCCUCUUGGUUAAGCCUAUUGGAGUUUGUCUGAAUAAUGCGAGGGUCUGAUUCCAUAUAGCUAAACUCAGCUGUACUAAUCAUCAGCUGUAAACAGAAAACCGUAUUCACAUCCUUUCAUUGGCAUGUGAGGUCCUAAAGUGGGAAUUCAGAAUGGGAAGUGCAAUUUAAAGCUUCACAGGAAAGCAUUUAGGUAUGUAAGGAGUUAUUUCUGACCAGAGCCCUAAUUUUAUAAUAUGGCCAAAACCAAGGACUAUAAAUAACAAGUAACAAUCAGGCUCUGGGGGAAUAAAAGGCAGGCUUUUGACAAUCUGUUUCUGCAACAAAUUGGAGUGAAUGUAUCUACUUGAAAGUUAACAAAAGUGACUUCUACUUUCUGGGCUAAACCAGAAUUGUCUUAAAAAAAUUUUUUUUAAUUAAAAUACCAUUUCAAAUCUUACCAACCUUAGCAAAAAUCCCUGACCAUGAGUUGUUAAGAUGGCAAAUCCUUUUGUUUGUAUUAAAAGGAAAAUAUUCAAAAGAUAUGCCAUAGAUGCAGCUGUUACUACGUGCUUAUCUUGCUUCUUAAUCACUUUAUUCAUUUCACCUUGAUUUUUUCCUUAAAAGCAACAAAAAUAGACACUCCUGUAAAAGACAAAAAACUGCCUUUCAAAAUAUCUGUUUCAUGGGUAAUUCAAAUGGGUGUGUACAAGGUGCAUAAACCAUACCAAACCAAAAGAGAAGAAAUAGCCACUGGGCCUAACAGGAAACCCUGUUGCCUUGAGAGAAACCUGGCAUUUUCUGACAUUAAUGUAGAAAUAAUGUUCCUAUGACGACAUAUUUUCAAAGAAACACUUUCUUAUUUACUGUGUGGUGUAAAAUGUUACUAAAUGUGUUCUCACAUUAUUAUGUCACUGCUGAAAGUUAUUUGCACUAUAAUAAAGGCAUUUUCUAUGAAAAA